Messenger RNA from Amoebophrya sp. A120, 1227 nucleotides. The record is from the annotation of a GenBank genome assembly. NCBI's taxonomy places the organism in Eukaryota, Dinophyceae, Syndiniales, Amoebophryaceae.
AUGGAAUAUCCGCGACUACCGUUUUCCGAGGCUUACACCUCUUGGAUCGAGACCCGCGUCAAACGCCACAUCGAAGACCGCGAGACGCAGGAUGCUGUCAAGACUGCGGCGGACCGUCUGGAAAUGCAACAGAACGCCAACAGGGCUCCCGAAGUCCUCACCCGCAUAACGAAGCGCUCCGGGGAACUGCAAAGUCUGCGAAAUAAUCUAAAUCAACAUCUUCAAUGCGUGGAGUCUGCCAAACAGGGAAAGCUGUGUGACGUGGACGUUCUGACUGUCGACGAAACUGCCGAAGCAACGCACGAUGAGGAAGCGUACGUCUGGAUUCCACAAGGAUCAAAUGCGAUCAUCCAGCAAGGAUCAGAUACGGACGGAGUUGCCGACGCAGGGCCAACCCCGUCAACUGCUUCAUCUGUGACCGCCGGUGCGUGCGGAAGCACGCCACUCGGUGAAGUUCGUCUUGAAGUGUGGUGUGAGGAAUGGGUCGAAAUUCCCAAUGAAGCAGGCGGCGCCGUCGACGUCGAGAACGAGCGCGAAAAGGUGAUCAGCUUAAAACACCCAUCGCGGGGAUGGGCCGACCUGAAUGUGCUGGACUGUGUCAAACAAAGCCUUGUGCAGGAUCAGGUGCGCAUGUGGAUGGCGCACAUUCGUCGCGGGCGCGGCCUGCUCAACAAUGCAAGCACGACAAAUCUUCCGCCCGAGUUGUUUCGCCUGAUUUCCGUCUUUUUGGAUCCGUUUGCAGACGUCCUGAAGGCGCCCACGUACUACGCAGCGCUAGCCAUUCGGCGCCGGUACCGAGACCUGGAGAAGUUGUUGGAUACCGGGCUGCAGUAUACCCUCGACCGAUUGGCAGAGGAUCCGGACGACAAUAUUGAAGGCAACAUCUUGUGGAGGAUCGUUAAGAACGACCCCAGCGAAGUAUUAGUUGGAAUUCGAUUCGGGUCAGUACGCUUCAGUAUGUCGGGAGAACUUCCAUGGCCGAAUCUGUGCGAAAAGGACAUCGUGAAUUGUCGUGCAUGGAAUGCGAGGCGCAGCGUCGAACUUGCUUCGACGGAAAAACCCAAGUUCGUCCGACUUCCUUCGAAGCAGGUUUAUUUUUCUAGCAUCGCGCUAGUGCUGGCGGAAUUCUUCCGGCGGAAAGGCCUAAAAUUUUCGCAGUCUGACGACAAUCGUCAGGAUUUUACUAUUUCUUGGGGCGCGAGCAUCACUCCAGCAGCAGCUUCAUGA